Molecule: messenger RNA, 2234 nt
Organism: Brachypodium distachyon (stiff brome)
Lineage: Eukaryota; Viridiplantae; Streptophyta; Magnoliopsida; Poales; Poaceae
Product: protein ENHANCED DOWNY MILDEW 2
Exons: 9
Coding region: 902-1900 (332 amino acids)
Source: RefSeq, a predicted model, not a curated record
CAGACGGCUGCAAAAGCGUACAUAGAUGGCCUCUAAACAGAGUCCAGGAUGAAAGUAUUACGAACCGAGAAUUAAGAACAGAAGUAAUAAAAGGCUACAUAUUUAGCCCUCAGCAUGGAAAAGUCUCCAAGCUCUUGACAUCAGUUCUCAGCAUGAGAUGUCUCCAGGCUCUUGGCAGCAGUUGAGUAAAGCAGACAGAUCUGUUGCAACUUCUCCCGAAGUGCCAACUGAGUAGAAGAGGAGAGAUCAUCGUCACUGGAGAUCGACAACUUGGAGCAGCUGCCAGAAAACUUGUCCUGCACCGUGAGGUUUGCUUCAGGAGUGGAAAUGCCACCAUGAGAUAUCUUCAAGGAAGUAGAUUGUCUCUUGUCAUGAUCUUGCCGUGAGCAAGUAACCAAAGAAAAACAUGUAUUCUAGGUGGCACAACCAAGGACCAGACAACAGGGCAGGAAAACUAAAUCUACACUGUAUGCACGUAUUGAUCAAACGACUAAAAAAUGACACGCGUUCUCUCGGUGGUCUGCCCUCCCAUCCUGCUUCUCCUCCCGGAUUUUCUAGUCCCGCACGAAAGCAAAAAAAAAAAAGCCCCGAUCCCGUCGUCUCUCUUUCUAGUCUCGUUGUCUAGGGUUCCCACCUCCGCCUUUGCCGCCGCCUUUCCCUAACUUCGUCGUCGCUCGGGCAGAGAGGGAACGCCACCACCUUCUCGUCCACCAGCACCAGGUCCCCCUCCUGCUCCCGCUCGCUCGCCGCAUCCUCUCCUCCUUCUGCCGCCCCCACCUUCUCGUCCCCCCUUCUCCUUCCUCAACUCGCACCUCCUCCUCACCUCGUUGUUGUCUCUUUCCCCACCUUCCCGUCGAUCCAGAAGCAAGGGAUCGGGGCGGCUGCGUCGGUUAAAUCGACGAUGAAGCAAGGAGACGGGGCAACCUCAUCAGUGAAAUUGAUGAAAAAGGAAGGGGAAGGGGGUACCUCCCAGGUGAAACCAAAGCGGAAGUUGCGGAGGAUAGGUGACCUGGCUGGUGCAAUUCGGAGAACCGAAGGGGUGGAGCAAGAGCAUCCACCACCGAGACUUGUGGCGACGAGAAGAGAAGAUGGGUUAAGCGAUGAGUGGGAUGCUUGUGCGAUUUGUGACGAUGGUGGUGAAUUAAUCUGGUGUGAGGGUGGAUGUCUGAGGUCCUUUCACCCAAUCAAAAUAUGUGGCCUGGAUUCAAUGUGCACAAGCCUUGGGCUUACUGAAGAACAUUGGCAAACCCUCCACGCUAAUAAACAAGAGAAAUAUAUAUGCAAGAACUGUGAGAAUAAGCAACACCAGUGUUUUGCUUGUGGAUUGUUGGGGUCUUCAGACUUGAUUUCAGGAUCUGAGGUGUUCAAAUGCAAGGAAAAAAAUUGUGGCCACUUCUACCAUCCAAAAUGUGUUGCUGAACUUCUCUACCCUGAUAGCAAAGGCCUGGCCAUAUAUUUUGAGGAACAUGUGGCUAGUGGACUUGAAUUCCAUUGCCUCAUGCAUAGAUGCAGUUUAUGUAAAGAAGCAGAGAACAGGGAUGAUACAGACAUGCAACUUGCAGUAUGCAGGCGCUGCCCAACUGCAUACCAUCGGAAGUGCUUGCCAAGUGAUAUUUCCUUCAUAGAGGACAAUGACGAGGGUACUCAACAAAGGGCGUGGGAUAACAUUCUCCCUGAUCAGAUUUUGAUCUACUGCAUGAAGCAUGAGAUUGACAAAGAUCUGGGAACUCCCAAGAGGGACCACAUUGUGUUUCCUGAUGACCGCCCCUUGUCCGAACCACCUCAAUCGUCUCAGCCAGCAGAAAUGGGAUCUGAUCGGGUGAAGGGCAUUGAUUCAUUUGCGUCGAAGCACUUGUUCCCGCAUCCCCAACCAGGUUCAUGUGGUUGGAUCGAUGACUGAUCAACCAUUCGCUCCCUCUGUUGGAGAUAAACCUGCAGUAAACCCAUGGAUAGGUUCCAUCUUGAUACAUCAUGAGACAUACAUGGUUAAUGUUGAGGAGUUGUGUUUCCUUCCGUCAGUUUAAUCUCAUGUAGUAAGAUGCAGAUGAACUUGAGAUAGAAAAUAUGUUGAGACGUAAUUACUUUGUGUGGCGUGUUAUUUUUGUGACUUUCAACCUUUCUCCUAAGUGGAUUCAUAGACAUAUCAAAUCGCUUAUUUUGAUGGAUGCCUGUGCUAUUUGUUGGUCUAUUUGGAACUGUUGUAAUGAUGUUGAUUCAUUUAAAAAAGUUAACCA